Varroa destructor (honeybee mite) is the source of this 2625-nucleotide messenger RNA. RefSeq names its product putative aminopeptidase PLBD2. Gene Ontology annotation, molecular function: glycerophospholipase activity. NCBI's taxonomy places the organism in Eukaryota, Metazoa, Arthropoda, Arachnida, Mesostigmata, Varroidae. The record is from RefSeq and is a predicted model, not a curated record. Gene Ontology annotation, biological process: phospholipid catabolic process. Gene Ontology annotation, cellular component: extracellular region.
GCUCGACCCGAUUCCCUAGAUACCUCUCGACGAUGCGAUCAAUCAUCGCCGCCAUCGCAUCAAAGGCUCAUAUCAGUCCGACAACGAAACGAGAUAAUUCGAUUUUUGCUAAUCCUGUGCCUGGCCAUAGAUAGGCGGAGUUGAUACGCGCUAUCUUUCUAGCCGGUCAGUAUAUAAGGUAAAUUGGAAGCCGGCGUGGCUUGACGGUGGGUGGCUCGAAAGGAACAAGGAAUUGCUCGCGACGCUGGGACGCAGUUGUUACCGAGGGAUCGCGAGGACGGUGCUCUAGCCAACAAACAGAAAUAGAGGUAUCCAGCAGGUGGCGUUUGAGUCUUUUAGGCAUGAUGAUCCGUGUGCUGACAGCAGGGGUGCUUGUCACCUUGCUGUCUGUGGGGCGGUGCGCCCGACAAGAGGCACACAUCACACUCAGUGUUGUACCCCAAAGGUUUGAGGUGAAAAUUGGACCCAAUCGAGGAGAUGCGAUCGCUUGGGGAAGCUUUGACAACCGGAUUACGGACACAGGUUUUGGAUACCUCGAGAUCUACACCAGCCAGGUAUUUCCGAGUCAGUAUCAAGCGUACGCCGCUGGGAUCCUUGAGGGUUACCUAACAAGAACCCUAAUUUCAAUGCAUUAUAAUAAUACAAUGCGAGACUACUGCAAAGGACAAACAUACUACUGUUUGAAGCUUUACGUUUUCCUUCAGAAGAACCUUGACUACAUUAACCGGAAUAUCAAACAGUAUCGAGAAAAGGAGCCUUAUUGGUUCCAGACCGAAUUGGCUCUUAUACAACUCAGUGGAAUCCAGGAUGCGUGGAGCGCAGUAGAAGGCGAGCGUUACUCACCCCACUUUGAUGGCUACACCCACAUAACGCCUCUAUUAUUUUUAAAUGUCGAUGGAGACCUUGAGGACCUCGAGCAAGCUCUAAGGUCCCCAAAAUUGCGACGCGUUCAUGGAGGAGGCCACUGCUCGGCCUUAGUAAAGAUGCUAUCCGACAACUCAGACUUGCUUGUCUCACACGUCACCUGGAACGACUAUUCAGGAAUGCUUCGAAUCCUUAAGAAAUACAGCUUGAACUAUACGCAGGUAUUUUUUGGAGGCGUUUCAGACAGGCAAAUUCCUGGAUCCACAAUGACAUUCUCGUCAAGCCCCGGAAGAAUCUUCUCUGGAGACGACUAUCACCUGAUUUCUUCAGGACUCGUGAGCAUGGAAACUACAAUCGGCAACUCAAAUCCUGCACUCUGGUCAAAAAUCACUCCCAAAUGCAACCUCGAAUGGUUAAGGACCAUUGUUGCCAAUCGUCUUGCUACUACAGGGGAUGAAUGGUCCAGAUAUUUCCAGCGCGAGCGCAGCGGAAGCUACAACAACCAAUGGAUGAUUGUCGACUACAAGAAAUUCGCUCCCGGACAGCCUAUUCAACCUGGAACCCUGACCGUCCUUGAAGAAAUCCCAGGAAUGGUAAAAUUCGCGGAUCAGUCCAGCGUACUUAAUAACCAGGGCUAUUGGCCCAGCUACAACAUUCCGUUUUAUAAGGAGAUCUACGAUGCAAGCGGCUGGGAAGAAAGCGUCAAAAGGUUUGGUGACUGGUUCACUUAUGAUCGUCACCCGCGCGCCAACAUCUUUCGCAGAGAUCACGUUAAAGUAAAGGACAUAGACUCGAUGAUGAAGCUCAUGAGAUACAACGACUUCUAUCAUGACGAGUUCUCCAAGUGCAAUUGCAGUCCUCCAUACUCUGCCGAAAACGCUAUUUCGGCCCGUAACGAUCUCAACCUACCAAAUGGAACAUAUCCGUUUAUGGCCCUUGCGCAUCGCUCCCAUGGUGGUACCGAUGCCAAAGUUACAAAUAUCAACCUUUUCAAAAAUCUCGAGUUCCUGUCAGUUUGCGGACCCACGUACGACCCAUUGCCGCCCUUUCAGUGGUCAAAAUCGGGAUUAAAUAACCUACAUGAGGGUCAGCCGGACCUGUGGACUUUCAAGCCGCAUGUCCACCAUUGGUCAAAGUAGCGGCUAUAAUGGCUAUGAUGGCUGAACACAUUGCUUCAGAUAAAUCUGCUUGUUGUUAUGAAUUGCCGCCAAAAAUGAACACAAAGCGUUAUAGGCGUGUGCUUAGCAAACGGAACCUGCAAUCAAAGAGUAAAACGUCAGUUCUUACCGAAUAAACGCAAUAAAAACAUCUUUACAGAAUAGUUAAUUAAUAUUAGUAUUAAGAUUAGAAGUAAUAUCUCGCGUCAAGGGUUUAAUAAUUUAACACGAAAAGCACAGACAGAGAUUCGAUGAUCGUUAUUAUUAUUGUGUAGCGGUAACGUGUUUGUUUGCUAAGAUUAGAUGCAAACGGUGGGAUAUCUAACGUAGGCCCGUUUCGUCUUCCAAUAGGAGGCGUCAGUCGUCUGAAACAAAGCCUUGAUGUAGAACUCGCAAUGCUUAUUUUAUUUACUCGUCUACUGAAACAAAGACCCACCCCAGUUUGAUUCUUAACAGUCUUUACUAAAGCAAUUUUUUGGAGCUUAGAUUGUGGGUUGCUGGGCCGUAGCCCAUUAGAUUUGUUUCGGUGAGAAGGUCUCAGGUAUGGCGCUUAUAUAUACUUCUAUCCGAAAAACUUACUUUAAUUGAGCAGAAGAGUAGAAAG